AUGGGUAAACAUGAAAGCAAGGAAUAUUCACAUUUUUCAAAUGACGUUUUAUGGGAAAUUUUAUCAUUUCUCGAGAAGGAUUACAAAUUUCAAAUAUUUUCGUUCGGUUUAGUUUCGAAACAGUGGUAUGCUUUCAUAAAAGAACGACUGAAAUUUUCAGUGACAUGUGGAAAUGAUAAGAAAUUGAAAGGUGACUUUCUACAAAAUAUUACAAGUUGUAAAGUGAUGAGAAAAAGUGAAAAAGUGAAACUGAGGAUUGAAAAGUUGAAGAAUUUGACAUAUUUGGAUAUUAGUGAGAAUUAUAUUUUUGAUAAAUUGGUCAAUUGGGGAAAAUCUUUUGGAAAAUUGGACAAAUUGACCCAUCUCAAUAUUUCAAAGAAUCGAAUUGAAAGAAAAGGAAUCAAAUAUCUUACCCGAAUGAAACAAUUAAGAAUUUUGGAUAUUAGUUGUAAUAAUAUCGAUUAUUGUGGUCUUUUCCUUAUUUGUAACAUGAACCAAUUGACCAAUCUAAAUAUCAGUCGGAAUUUUAUCAAAGAGAAAUCUAUUUAUCUUGUUGAUUUGAAUCAAUUAACAACUCUCAUUGUGAGACAGAAUGAUAUUACACAAGUUUCAUUUCUUUCAAACUUUACAAAAUUGACUAAUUUGGAUGUCAGUCAAAAUCUUAUUGGAAAUGAAGGAAUUAAAUUUGUGGGAGAAAUGAAACAUUUAACAUGUCUUAGGGCUUGUUCGACUGGAUUUGAUGAAGAAGGAGCAAAAUGCAUUGGUCAAUUGAGCCAGUUGACUUGUUUGGACGUUAGUCAUAAUAGUAUUAAGAAUCAGGGAGUUGAAUUUAUUAGUCAACUGAGCUACUUGACAGAUCUUACCGUUAUUCAUUGUCAUAUAGAUCUUGAAGGUGUCGAAUUUAUUACUAAAAUGAAUCAGUUGACCAGAUUAGACAUUAGUCUCAAUCUUUUUGGAACACCUAAAAAGAUAGCUACGGAACUAUUGAGUGCAAAUAAGGAAUAUUUCAAUAUAUAA
Naegleria gruberi is the source of this 1017-nucleotide messenger RNA. RefSeq names its product LRR_RI domain-containing protein. Bases 1 to 1017 code for a protein of 338 amino acids. The record is from RefSeq and is a predicted model, not a curated record. The transcript has a single exon. Gene Ontology annotation, molecular function: protein binding. Lineage: Eukaryota; Heterolobosea; Eutetramitea; Acrasida; Naegleriidae.